Molecule: messenger RNA, 2244 nt
Organism: Diospyros lotus (date-plum)
Lineage: Eukaryota; Viridiplantae; Streptophyta; Magnoliopsida; Ericales; Ebenaceae
Exons: 14
Coding region: 99-1511 (470 amino acids)
Biological process (GO): attachment of GPI anchor to protein; protein localization to cell surface
Cellular component (GO): membrane; GPI-anchor transamidase complex
Source: RefSeq, a predicted model, not a curated record
GUUCGUUCCUCGACAUCGCUCGACGCAAAACCCUCGACACUGGUUCUGUUUCUGGAUGCCAGCAAGUCUCUUCUCAAAUCCGAUCCAAUCCGAAGGAAAUGGAGGAAAAGCGCAGCUCCGAGUUGAAGAAGAAGCUACAGUUUUGGAGCUGGGGGUUUGCUUCUAUAAUCUUCAGACUAAUACUCAUCUUCUUCCCGAAAAACUUCAAUCUGGCCUCUCGUCCUGAAGUCUCCACUCCUCUCACGAGUCUUCGCCGCCUAGCUGAAGGUUACUGGUUGAAGCAGUCUUCGAUCUCGCCGUAUGCUGGUUCGAUGUAUCAUGGAUCUCCGCUUUUACUCUCGGUUCUUGGUCCCCUCACUGUUGAACGGAUUGAAGGGCCAGCCAAUCAUAUUAUUUGCAGUUUGGUUUUUGUGAUUGCAGAUUUUUUCACUGCAAUGCUUAUUCGUUUGAUUGGCAUGAACCUUCAGAUUGCUUAUAAUCAAAGCUUGAAGUCACUGGGCCUUGUUGGAUUGCUAGAAAACAAAGAGGUUCUUCCUUCUGGGGAUAUUGCUGCACUUGUGUACUUAUGGAAUCCUUUUACCAUAGUCACUUGUGUGGGGUUGUCUACAUCUCCACUAGAAAAUCUGGUUGUUGUACUGUCCCUUUAUGGAGCCUGUACACAAAAAAUUCCUUUGGCUGCUUUUGGAUGGGUCAUAGCUACACAUUUAUCCCUUUAUCCUGCAAUUUUGAUCGUACCGGUGAUAUUUUUAUUAGGUUAUGGUCCAGAUACUCCCCCUAGGAAGUUGUUCCUGCAAGUGAACUCCUGUAAAUUUGGAGAUAAUUCUUCAAGUGAUACCUCCUGUCAACACAAGGAUCUGACAAGUCAACAACUUGAAACAAUUUAUUUCUCAUGGAAAAAAGUUGUGUAUUUCUUCUUGUGGGCAUCUAUGUGGGCAUUUUAUGUGUUAGUUCUAUGUGGAAUUUCUGUUAAACAGUAUGGAGGUCUUCGGGAGAUGUUUAAGAGAACUUAUGGGUUUAUUUUGACAGUGGAAGAUUUGUCUCCAAAUAUCGGUGUUUUGUGGUACUUCUUUGCAGAAGUUUUUAAUUUUUUCAGGAAUUUCUUUCUGAUAGUGUUCCAUUUAAAUAUUCUGUUCAUGAUAUUGCCAUUAGCCAUACGGCUGAACCACAGGCCUUGCUUUCUGGCUUUUGUGUAUAUAUCAAUCUCCUCAAUGCUCAAAUCGUACCCUUCUGUUGGAGAUUCGGCUUUGUACCUUGGUUUGUUGGGCUUAUUUGUCAAUGAACUAGCAGAUUUGCAGUUCUCCUUUUUCCUCUUUUGUGGAUAUGUGGGUGUUUCUCUCCUUAGCCCUGUGAUGCACAACCUGUGGAUAUGGAGGGGUACCGGCAAUGCAAACUUCUAUUAUGCUACUGCAAUGGCUUACGCUUGCUUGCAGAUUAUUUUGGUGGUGGAGAGUGUGGGUACCAUGCUAAAUCAUGACAGGAAGAUAAGGAAGUUAUCAGCCACGAGUACUUGAGAUUAUGGAUUGUCUAGAACAUGCAAAGGAGCUUUUUAUGAUGGUUUGCUUUGGCUUGCUGUGAUGGAGGCUGCUACAGCAGAAAAAACUUGGAGGCAGCCACUUGAAAUAUGGUCCUCCUGACCUUACCAAAAAUUGAAAUAGAUUCUUGAUUAUCUUUUGUACGUGUUCUUGAUAUAAAAUAUAAAGGGUUAUUGGCAAUGCCAGGCAAGAUUUUUAUGGUUCUUCAGUCUAAUAGUUGAGUGUCCUGAUGGAUUUAGUGCAGAAAAUAGAAUAUCAGUUUUGCUUUUAGUAUCUAUCCCUCAUUUUCCGGGAUGUGCUUGUAUUUCUCUGAGAUUAUCUUUCUGGAAAAUGUUAUACGUUACCCAACUGAUCUAGGUAUUUGGCUGAAUCAUUGAUUGUGAUUGAUGUUUCAUUGCCGAGUAAAUCCACAUGCACAUCUUUUACUACGCUACUCUCAUACUGUACUUUGGUAAAAUCACUCUUGGAACUCCCUCUGAUGGUUUUGGGUCUUGUGUAGGUAGAAUCUGCUUGCUGCUUAAUGAAGAUGCAUACAAAGCACUACAGAACUGGGCCAUGACUUGCUAGUUCCAGGCUUGGCUUAGUUGUAAGAUUCUUCUCAUUAUCCCAUUUCUAUCAAGUUGUAGAGAUCUUUAUUUUGACAUUGUGGCCGUCAAUUGAGUCCGUCUGGGAACUUUGUUAUGAUAAUAAUAAACCAGACUGCUUUGUUCAA